UUCCGGCGGGGGGCGGAGCCUGCGCGGCCUGAGCGCGGCCCGCCCCCCCCCAACAUGGAGGGCUGGCGAGGAGCCUGGUAUGUGCCAUGUCUAGCUUCACUUGAGACCCUCCAAGAAUUAUGUAGGAAGGAAAAUCUCAGAUGUAAAUCCAUUGGAAUCACCAACAGGAGUCUAAAGAGUUAUGAGGUGGAAUAUUUGUGUGACUACAAGGUAGAAGAGGGCAAAGCAUACUAUCUUGUGAAAUGGAAAGGAUGGCCAGAAUCUUCAAAUACUUGGGAGCCUCGGAAACAUCUGAACUGCCCUCUGCUUCUGCAGAACUUUCUUAGAGACAAGAAUGAAUACUUGUCUCGGGUGAGAGAAGGCAAAGCACUGAAAGUGAGAAACCAUGUUAAAGCUUUGAAACCUGCAAUUGCAGAUUACAUUGUAAAGAAGGCUAAACAAAGAAUAGCUCUGCAGAGAUGGAAAGAAGAACUCAACAGGAAAAAGAAUCAUAAAGCAAUGAUUCUGGUGGAAAACACCGUGGAUCUUGAAGGCCCUCCUUUAGACUUCUACUACAUUAAUGAGUAUAAACCUGCUCCGGGAAUAAAUGUGCUCAAUGGAAUAACAACUGGCUGUGAAUGUGCUGACUGCCCUGCUGAGAAGUGCUGUCCAAAGGAGGCUGGGUUUAUUUUGGCUUACAAUAAACGUAAGAAAUUAAAAAUCCAGCCUGGCUUGCCCAUCUAUGAGUGCAAUUCAUAUUGUAGGUGUGGGCCUGACUGCCCGAAUAGGAUCGUACAGAAAGGGACCCCGUAUUCCCUCUGCAUCUUCAGAACCAACAAUGGCCGUGGCUGGGGAGUAAAAACCCUCCAGAAAAUUAAAACAAACAGUUUUGUGAUGGAGUAUGUUGGAGAGGUGAUUACAAGUGAGGAAGCAGAGAGGCGAGGCCAGCUCUAUGAUAACCAGGGAAAUACAUACUUGUUUGAUUUGGACUAUGACUCAGAUGAAUUUACAGUAGAUGCAGCUCGAUAUGGAAAUGUGUCCCACUUUGUGAACCACAGUUGUGAUCCAAAUCUUCAAGUCUUCAAUGUGUUUAUUGAUAACCUUGACUUGCGUCUUCCUCGAAUAGCGCUGUUCUCUACCCGAACCAUCAAGGCUGGAGAAGAGCUAACCUUUGACUAUCAGAUGAAAGGUUCAAUAGAUCUGACUUCAGACUCUGCUGAAGGUCUUAGCCCAUCCAAAAAGAGGAUCAGAACUGUCUGUAAAUGUGGAGCCGUGUGUUGCAGAGGUUAUCUCAACUGAGUUCGGAAAUUUGGCAGUCAUGGCUGAAACAAGUUGCUGGCUACACUUUGGAAAUAGAUAGCAAAAGGUUAAGGAGAGCAGCCCAUUGUCUAACAAAGCAAAUGCAUUGUGGAGAUAUGCUCUGUUAUCUGUUAGGUGCAAAAGAGCCCUGGGAUUGAUGUAUAUUCACAACUGGUUUUGGUUAUUUUUACAUACUGUGUUUUUUUUACCUAGUGACAGACUUCUAAGAUACUAGGCCUGUAUUUUCUGGUUGCAAAAAUGUUAACUUCAGUGAAGUUAGACUAGGGGUGAAUAUACCCAUUUGCUGUAGACAUUUGUAAGAUGUUCUUGAAUGUAAAGGCUGAGAAAUGUGCUGUUCUUCAGCUGCUUGAGUCAUCUUUUUUUUUUCCUGAUCAUCUUAAAGUUGUCUCAAUCUAUUCAUAACAUAUGCUAAGUUUUGCUUGGCUUCAAAACCACUGAAGAGCAGUUGAGGUGGGUGAUGAGUGGAGUUACAGCCAAGGUCCAUGCUCUAGGUAUGAUCCAAAUGCUUUAUUCUCAUGGAUUCAAAGCUUGUAAAACUUGCAUAUUGCUUACAAGUCACAUAAAUGUUGACAGGGUCAGGCAGAAUAAUGUUGCUCCAUAAAUGGAUGCUCCAUAGCUGGCUGCUGGCUAUGUAUCAUAGGUCAGCUAGUUGCCUUUAUAAGGUGCACAGCUGUUGGCUCAGGUGAAUGAAGUCAAGUACCCAGCAUGUAACUGUUUACUUAAUUUGUUAGAAAAUGCCUUAAAUUCCAUGUUAAUUACUAGCACUUCAGAAAGAGCAUUUCAAUGUUGUUCCUUAAGAAGCACAGUUGCAUUUGUACUGAAGAUCUGGCUCUUUGGUAGCAAAUGACAUUUUAUAUGCUACUAGCCAAAAUCAGUUUUAAACUUUUGGUGAAGAGCAUGGGCCACUGGAAAUGCUGUGUGAGUUUUGUAAUCUACAAUACAGAGAUACACAUUGAAAUAGAGACUUUAUAUUGUUUAAUGAAUAGGAGGAAGUUUGCUUAGAUUUGGAAGUAUUUGAUGUGAUCAGGCUCACCUGUAUCCACACAGUUGAUAACCGCUGAGUCUUGUCAGUUUUUAUUAUGCCAUAUCUCUAAUGAUUUUUUUUUUUUAAUUUAAAGUUUUAAGUGGAAUAUGGAGCUUUAAUGUCAGCAAACUCUAGAUGAUCUUGCAUCGUUUAGAAUCAUUAGUGCUUUCUCUUGCAUGUAGCUCAAGUGAGCAGUGCAUUCCAUGUGGAUGGAAUCUGCAGUCUCCAGCUCCUUAAUCUGCUGCAGUCUGCAGCCUGCACUGUCCCUGCAGGACGUGGCUGCGGCAAGAGAUGGAUUCCUUGCUCCAAGAGAUGGAUUCCUUGCUCCAAAAGAUGGAUUCCUUACUCCAGCCUCCCCUGUGCCGGGGCACAGGGUGGGCCCCAGGCUCUGUCUCUCCCCAUGCCCAGUUUGAUUUAAAUAUUGCAAGUUGGUGCAUUUUAGAAGGUAAUAGUUGUGGCAGUUGUACUGGAGUGCAGUGUCUCCUUUUCCAGAGGCAGAGAAUGUUAUCACCAGCACUGGAAUAAUGCUGCUGUUUGUUAAGGAUAUGUGUGUUAUCUUCUACCAUAAAUAAAGAACCGUUAAUUUGUGUUCUGGGAGGUAGCAGUAUUUUGUAUUUAUUUGAAGGAAACCCAUGGAUCCAGUUUCCAACAUAAGAGCCUUGAACAGUAUUUUAUAUUUACAUAUUCAGUGUAUUUGGAUUGCAGUCAGUAAAUGAGCUCAAUGGGACACUGUGUCACUUUUAAAACUCCUUUUACUGUUUUUAUGAGUUUGGCAGAAAAUUGCCGAAUUGGAAAUGCAGAAAAAGCUGUUUUCAACUUCUUAGGGAACCUAAACCAGCCCAGCUUCUGCCUUUGUUUUGCUUUGUGGUCUGUUGGCAUCGUCACGGUCACCAGUUCAGUCAUGUAUGCACUUCUUGGGGGGCUGGUGACCUGUCCUCCAGCUGUUCAUUUUUGUUGGUUUUAUUUUUAUUUUUUGGUAGCAAAACUAAAGCUGCAAGAUCACCUGUAAGAAAAGCUAUUGUCUAUUUAUUUAAUCUCCAAUUAAGUCAAUCUUUUGGUUAUUUUUAAUGUAUGUUUUAGGAACUGUAUUAGAAUAUGCAGUUUGUAAGCUCAGGAACAUUUUCUUUUCAUAUUGUGUCAUCUCUAGUAUUGCUAUCUUCCUAUAGUUUUUGAUAAAAUAAAUUAAAUUUAGUUUUUC
Molecule: messenger RNA, 3521 nt
Organism: Corvus hawaiiensis (hawaiian crow)
Lineage: Eukaryota; Metazoa; Chordata; Aves; Passeriformes; Corvidae
Gene: SUV39H2
Product: SUV39H2 histone lysine methyltransferase
Exons: 7
Coding region: 55-1278 (407 amino acids)
Cellular component (GO): nucleus
Molecular function (GO): zinc ion binding; protein binding; histone H3K9 methyltransferase activity
Source: RefSeq, a predicted model, not a curated record